ACGUCGGGGGGGCGGGCCCUCAGGAGCGCUCCCGCCGGACGGACCCCGGCGCCGAGUCCGGAGUCCCGCUCGCGGCUCGGGUCCCGUCAGCAUGUCGUUCGUGCCGGUGGCCGAGGACUCGGACUUCUCCAUCCACAACCUGCCCUACGGCGUCUUCUCCACCGCAGCCAACCCAAGACCGAGGAUCGGCGUGGCCAUCGGCGACCAGAUCCUGGACCUGAGCGUCAUUAAGCACCUCUUCACCGGGCCCGUCCUCUCCAAACACCAGGAUGUGUUUGUUCAGCCAACCCUCAACAACUUCAUGGGGCUGGGCCAGGCCGCCUGGGAGGAGGCCCGCGCUUUCCUGCAGAACCUGCUGUCCGCCGGCCAGGCCAGGCUCCGGGACGACGCGGAGCUGCGCAAGCGUGCUUUGGUCCCCCAGGCCCUCGCCACCAUGCACCUCCCGGCUGCCAUCGGCGACUACACGGACUUCUACUCCUCGCGGCAGCACGCUGCGAACGUCGGGAUCAUGUUCCGGGGCAAGGACAACGCCCUGAUGCCCAACUGGCUGCACUUACCCGUGGGCUACCACGGCCGCGCCUCCUCCAUCGUGGUGUCGGGCACGCCGAUCCGCAGGCCCAUGGGCCAGAUGAGACCGGAUGACUCGAAGCCUCCCGUGUACGGCCCCAGCAAACUCUUGGACAUCGAGUUGGAAAUGGCUUUCUUCGUAGGCCCCGGGAACCGCCUGGGGGAGCCGAUCCCCAUCUCCAAGGCGCAGGAGCACAUCUUCGGGAUGGUCCUGAUGAACGACUGGAGCGCCCGAGACAUUCAGAGGUGGGAGUACGUGCCGCUGGGGCCGUUCCUGGGGAAGAGUUUCGCAACCACCAUCUCCCCGUGGGUGGUGCCCAUGGAGGCCCUCAUGCCCUUCGUGGUGCCCAACCCGGAGCAGGACCCCAAGCCACUGCCGUAUCUCUGCCAUGACCAGCCCUACACGUUCGACAUCAAACUCUCUGUCGCCCUGAGAGGAGAGGGAAUGAGCCAGGGCGUUCCCAUCUGCAAGUCCAAUUUUAAGCACAUGUACUGGACGAUGCUGCAGCAGCUCACGCACCACUCCGUCAACGGCUGCAACCUGCGGCCCGGGGACCUGCUGGCUUCCGGAACCAUCAGCGGGCCGGAGCCAGAUAGCUUCGGCUCCAUGCUGGAGCUGUCCUGGCGCGGCACGAAGCCCAUCGAGCUGGGCAACGGGCAGACCCGGCGGUUCCUGCAGGACGGGGACGAAGUCGUCAUCACAGGACACUGCCAGGGGGACGGCUACCGCGUGGGCUUUGGCCAUUGCACGGGGAAGGUGCUGCCCGCCCUCCCACCGGCGUGAGGUCCUCUCCGGCGUCCUGGACACACCUGGCUGGACCCCCACCUGCCCCCCGACCCCGGGACCAGGGGCCCCUCUGUGGCUGUGGGCCCCCCCCCCCGCCUUCAGGAACAAAUGAAUAAAAGCCAUGGUGCCCUGUG
Molecule: messenger RNA, 1488 nt
Organism: Myotis daubentonii (Daubenton's bat)
Lineage: Eukaryota; Metazoa; Chordata; Mammalia; Chiroptera; Vespertilionidae
Gene: FAH
Product: fumarylacetoacetate hydrolase
Biological process (GO): L-phenylalanine catabolic process; L-tyrosine catabolic process; homogentisate catabolic process
Molecular function (GO): fumarylacetoacetase activity
Source: RefSeq, a predicted model, not a curated record